Messenger RNA from Malurus melanocephalus (red-backed fairy wren), 4656 nucleotides. It is a transcript of the gene TPBG, whose product is annotated as trophoblast glycoprotein. The coding region runs from base 273 to 1589 and encodes 438 amino acids. The record is from RefSeq and is a predicted model, not a curated record. Gene Ontology annotation, biological process: negative regulation of canonical Wnt signaling pathway. Gene Ontology annotation, cellular component: plasma membrane. The transcript has 2 exons. NCBI's taxonomy places the organism in Eukaryota, Metazoa, Chordata, Aves, Passeriformes, Maluridae. Gene Ontology annotation, molecular function: protein binding.
CCUCCUCUCCCGAAAGCGCUCCUCGGGUAGACGGGCGGGGACAGUGGCCGCCAGCAGCCGGCACGCCACCCCCCGCGCUCGAAACCCCCCGGGAUUCCCCAUCCUGCCGCCGGCCUGAGCGCGCCCAUCGUGGAAGCCGCGGGGAGCGGCGCCCAGCAGCCGCGUCGGGGCAGGCACGGGCAGGGCUGCGAGCGGGGAGCGGAGCACGGGGCUCUCCCUUGGCCAGGCGGGCGGGAGCCGCUCCGCGCCGAGCGAACCGCGCUAAGCACCGCAUGGCGCGGCUGCACAUGGCGCGGCCCCGCUCGGCGGCGAGGUCUCGCUGCGGGAAGCGGAGCGGAGCCAGCCCCCGAGGGGAAACGCCUGCGCCCGAAGAAAAGGCUGCCCGGAGCCGGCCCCCGCCUCGCCGCGCCGCCCGGAGCCGGAGGCGCCCGGAGGGAAAAGUUGCGUGCGGGGCCGGGCCGGGCGCGAUGCCGGGGCGCGGCGUGCUCUGCCUGGGGCUGCUGCUGCCCGUCCUGCUGGGCUGCGGCUCGGCACAGCCCGCCGGCUGCCCGGCCCUCUGCGAGUGCUCGGAGCCGGCCAAGACGGUGAAGUGCGUGAACAAGAACCUGACGGCGGUGCCCCCCGACCUGCCUCCCUACGUGCGCAGCCUCUUCAUCACCGGCAACCCCCUGACCCGCCUGCCGGCCGGCGCCUUCCCCGCCCAGCGCCUGCCCGACCUCGCUUCCCUCAACCUCAGCGGUAACCACCUGCGGGACGUGGAGGCCGGAGCCCUCGCCCUGCCCGCCCUGCGGCAGCUGGACCUCGGCGGCAACCCGCUGGUCUCCUUCAGCCCGCAGGCCUUCGGGGAGGGCGGCAGCCCGCUGGAGGAGCUGGCCCUCCGAGGGGCCCUGCGCGACCACGGCGUCCUGCUCAGCCUGGCCGCCCUGCUGCAGUCCGGGGCCCUGCGCAACCUCAGCCGCCUGGAGCUGGCCGACAACGGGCUGCUGCUGCUGCCCGCCGGCAUGUUCACUGCCCUGCCCGCCCUGCGGCAGCUGGACCUCAGCAACAACUCCCUGGUGGGCCUGCGAAAUGUCUCUUUCCAGGGGCUGGGCCAGCUGCAGAGCCUCAACCUCAGCGACAACUCCCUGAGUGUGCUAUGGAACAGCACCCUGGUCCAGUUCCGUAGCCUGCCCGCGCUCCGGCACAUCGKCCUGGGCCACAACACCUGGGUCUGUGACUGUGCCAUCGAGGACCUGGUGGCCUGGCUCAAGGAGAGCGACCAGGUGGAGGGCAAAGAAGCCCUGACCUGUGCCUCUCCUGACAAGAUGUUGGGCAAAGCCCUGCUGAAGAUCAACAGCUCGGACCUCAACUGUUCCGUGCCCAUAGAUCUGCCUUCCCAAUUACAGACUUCGUAUGUCUUCCURGGGAUAGUCUUGGCUCUCAUCGGGGCCAUAUUCCUCCUAGUUUUGUACUUGAACCGAAAAGGAAUCAAAAAGUGGAUGCAUAAUAUCAGAGAUGCCUGUAGGGAUCACAUGGAGGGCUACCACUACAGAUACGAGAUCAAUGCAGACCCCAGGUUAACAAAUGUCAGCUCCAACUCAGAUGUCUGASGAAAUGCCCCGGAUGCAGGGCAGUGCAAAGUACCUAUGCAUGAAAAGAAGACUURUGCUUUACCCUCAUGCUUGCUUCCAUCUCCCCUGAAAAGUCUCAGACAUGCUUGUMACUUGAGGGGCAUAUGCCUCCCUGUGAUGUCAAGUUCAUUUUUGUUUUGAGACACUGGACAGCUGAGCAUGCUGUUCAGCUGUAUGUAGGAAACAAGCUGCUACUUAUUUUCCUCCUUACCUGUCUGCACUUGCGGGAAAUUUCUUUUUUGACAUUGCAAAAGGGAAAAAAGGAUUCUCUCUGAUGAUSCAAAGCCACCAGAGUUUAUGAAACGUUUACUGAUGCAGACACCAUUCAACAAAAGCUGCCUCAACUUUCUGAGAAGAAAAUGUUUCUCUGUGCCAGUUUUGAUCGUGUAUAUCUGAAUUGAGAUGCGAUGAUUACAUUUCUUCGACUAUCUUGAGAUUUUAAAAACCAAGCAAACUCCUUUUAACAGCUCUUCAGAAGCAAAUCAAAUAGCAAGCAUGCACAAAUACUGUAUAAUUUUACAUGUUAGGAAAUGUACAAUCUCAGUAAGUCUUACUAUUUUGUAGGUAUUUUUGAUUGCAGUUUAUGUGACUUGACAGAAUUUUUUAUACAAACUGCAUCUAAACUCCAUCGAAACUCAAUCUGAACUGUUAAAUUCAAUAAACAGUCUUACAUGAACUUUGUGUUUGCUGUUCAAUGAURAAGUUUGGACAUCUAAUAAUGUGACUAGUACUAUAGUCCCUGAAGUAAUAGCCCUGCAGUAGUAAUAUUAAUAAAAUUUUUAUAUAAAUGUGUAGCUUAGAGGCAUAACUGUUUGACAAUUUURUGAUAUAUGCUAGGAUAAUUACACUGACCUUAAUUACACUGAGAAUUAAMUGACAAGAGCAGUUUGACUUGGCACAAACCCCCCAGACUGCUCUCUGAAAGCACCUGGAUAAUGUCAAGGCAGAUGCUAGGGUUCACUUUCGUGGGAAGGUACAAGCUAAUAGAAUUUUUAUAAGGUCUUCUCUACCAAAUUUWAAAAAAUUAAAUUAAAUUGUAACAUCGGUAAGCUAAAGAAAAUUUUACCUGGGUGGAAUUGCUUAUGAUAAAGAACCAUACUUAUGUGUCCUGAACUAAAUUAAAUGCAGCUCAAUCAUGUGGCCGGCAAGCUCUAGGCUUGUACAUCACUACAGCAUUUAUUAGAUUGCUGUUUCCUUUUUAAGAUCUCRGUACUUGUGAAGUUCUGUAGCGAUCUACAUCCAGUAGUACAUCAAGCAAUSGAACUUUACAUUAAUCUUAAUGCAUUUAACAGGUGUACUUCAGUAUGGUAUGUUGCUACUACUUGCUUGGGAAUGCAUUUUCUUGUAAAUAGAUAAAGCAUGCAAAAAAUCCUUUCAAAAUGCAUAAUUUAAGAUGCAAUUCUGACGACAUAUAGAAAGGUUAGCAAGAACCUUCCAAUGGCUGCCAAUCAUUAGUGCACUUUUUCUAAUCUAUUUAUAGUUUCUUAAUGACAAAAAAAAUACACCAGCUGUAAAAUUGUGAUGUGACUUGAUAUUUAUCAGUUUAUCUGUGGAGCUUUUUCCAUGGUCAAUGUUACUUGAAGCUCUUGAACAUCUCUCAAAUGUUAUGAAUUGCUGGCUAAUUCCUUUUGCCUUGAAAAGUGACAGUUUUCUCAUAGAUGUAUACAUUUGGUAAGAGGUCAUAAAUAUAAAACAGUCUUUAAAGUAUCAGAAGACAUAUAAUCUAUUUUGGGCAUCAGUAUUAUUCAAAAGCAUUUUUCUUCUAGCGCUUUCAGACAAAGCAAGUAGCACAAUUUGCUUUAGACUAAUUUUCUAUUGCUUUAAAUUGGAUUUGUUUAAUAGCAGUGAUUUUUUUAUGUACUUAUGUGCUUUUACCCUUAAAAACAAAAAAAGUGGCUAUUAAGUACAAUUAAUGUUUUGUAAAUCAGUACAUUUUGCAAUUAAUGUAAAUUGAUAGCGUAUUUCUCCUGCUGUAAUUUAAAUGUAUGAGCAAUAUCUGGUUAACAGCAUAUGAAUUAAGUUUGUGGAUUCUUAUAAAGCAGACUGCCCGUCUGAAUAUUAUUUGCCCAUAUUUUAAGGAUAGUGUGAAAAUCCCCAUGUGAAGCACUAUUACUCUGCCACUAUGCAAACCGUUCAUACUUGGUAUACAUCAGAUAGUUUAUGUAAGAAGCUAGAAUUUACAGUAGCUACUCAGUGUGCUUUGUUGUAUCGGUUGUUCUGGAGAUUAUCAACUUGCACUUACCUGUACAGUGCCAAGAGGAGUAAGAGCGUCAUCCUUGCUUAAGAUGCUCCUGUAAUAUAAUAGAUUAAAUAUGUGCAAACCAAGCCAUUUCUUGGGCAAUUUCCUGAGUUUUGUUAACAGAUACUUUAAAGUAACUACAGUAAAAGCAAUUAUCCGUGAUGUGUUAAUGUAACGGCCGUGCAUUURUAGAGCUGUGUAAGGACAGGCAACGACCUUAAUUGCAGUCUCUCACCAAUGGGGUGGAUAUUUGUAUAGUGGGCAAGUGUAACUGUUGCUACUGUUACUACACAUAUUAUUCUAAAGAUUAUUAUUACUAUUAUUUUUGUAUCUUAGUCAAUGUAAUAGAAAUUUAUUAGAUAUAUGGUGACAGCUACUUUAAAUAAUUUUUGUUAUUUGCUUAUAUGUGUAUUUAUUAGGAUGUAACAUUUAGCAUGUGUCAGUGUUGUGUUGGAUCAUGUUCCCCUAYAGUGUUUGACCAACAGUGAAUGCUUUGGUGUUUUGUACAAUGCAUUAUUUGAUCUUAAAUUCCCUUCCAUAAACAGUGCUUGAAAUUUGUUUUGCUUUUCUUUUACAAAAUAAUUAACAGUGGUACUCAGAAGACCUGUAGCUCCCACACACUACUUCGGAAUGUGGUUAAAAACUAAACAUUAAAAAUACCAUUAGUUUCAAGGUUCUUCUAAGCACAUUUUAUAAUCUUUGCUUUGACACCUGGGAUUCAAAUUGACUGCUAUUUCCAGAGCAGCUUAGUUAUUAACAAGGCUGUUUUAUUCACUCAUUCAUUCUUCAAUAAAACACAUGCAGUAC